CCGGUAGUAGCAGCAGCAGCGGGGUGUUGAGUGCAGGUCAUGGCAGAGCAGCUUGCUGAUUGUGGAAUGACUUUAAUGUAGAAACUUUGAAUCCUGCAGCACCUGAGUUUAUAUCUAGAGUGCCAUUGUUCUUCACUUGGAGCAAACUGAUAAGCCGGAAAGGAUGCCUCUGAACGCAGGAGACACCGGGUAUGGCAGCGUGGCAGGCCCUGGGCUGUCGAGCACCGUGGGCGGCUCGGAGUCGGCCCCGCUGCUCAUCCCGGAGGACGAACCAGAGCCCAUCCAGCAGUGGCAGCCCCUCUCCAAGGAGGAGCUGAAGCUGGCAGCCGGGGGUCCGGGCUGGAAGAAGGUGCGGUGUUACCUGGUGCUGCUGUUCUGGCUGGCCUGGUUAGCCAUGCUCGCCAUCGCCAUCGCCAUUAUAACCAUGAGCCCCCGACCGGUUGUAACGCCGCUGAAGUGGUGGCAGAAGUCCCUGUUCUACCAGGUGGAGCCAGAGCUGACCCUGGAGAAGCAGGCCGAGGGGUCAUGGGGCAUCAAUGCGCUGUGUGAUGAACUUCCUUACCUCAAGUCCUUGGGUAUAGGAGCUCUAAUUCUGCAGGGUCUGUUUGACAAGAAGGCGUAUCCCACAAACAAUGCUACUGGUGAAAGGAUUGGGACUUUGCCUCAGAUCCAGCAUCUGCUAGCAGAGAGCAACAAAGCAGGUCUCAAGGUGCUGUUAAACGUCUGUGAAGUGGAUCUGUUGGGACUUGGAGAUGAAGCGGGAAAUGCUAGCAAGACCUCGGGUGUCUCAGGCACCGUCCAUCAUGCACUGAGGUUCUGGCUGGAACAGGGUGUGGCAGGCUUUGAAAUCUGUGACACAGAUGCAGCGUAUUCAGAAAAGACUCUGCUGGAGUGGAAAGGUGUCUUCAAAGAGUUUGGCAGUGAGGAGGAGGAAAGGAUUGUGGUGGUGAAACAGACGAGCGACGUUCUGCCUCUGCUAAAAAACUCUAGCCAUAGCAAUGUCACAGUGGUGGAUGUAGUCUUGAAGUCAAUUCUGCCAACUUCACAACACCUCCUGUCUUCAGAGGAAGUCGCUGCUGCCAUAGAGACACAGCUGCAAACAAAAGAAGACGACUUCUGGCCCAGCUGGACAGUUGGUGGUAAAGCUUCCCGUGAUUUGAAGAAUUUACUGCUGGUGUUGAUGAUGACUCUGCCAGGAUCACCUGCAGUCUCAUAUGACGAAGACAUCCACCAAACACCGAGUGUGUCUCUAAAAGUCAACUCGUCACAUAGAGACACGAAUAUAUCAUUAGACGUCAUUACAAAGGAGGAGAAGAACAGGCGUUUGGCUGUAGCUCUCUUCACCUCCCUCAGUCACUCCAGAGCCAGAGAAGAAGCUCUUCAGUUCGGCAGCUUCACUUUCCUGCCCUUCAAUUCUUCCUCCAGCUCCUCAUCCUCCAACUCCACCCUGCCCUCUCCUCCAUCUCCCCCGAUCCUGGCCUUCUUGCGCUCCUGGGGCUGUGUCCACUUCCUCAUUUUGCUCAACGUCGGGCCUGGGCUUCGCCCCUUGGAUCCAGCCUGGGCACCAAGCCUGCCCAAAGCCGGAGUGUUUGUGAGCAGCACACGAAUGGACCGUUUGGGGGAGACAUCUCUGGAAGCGCUGGAGCUGCGGCCCCAUGAAGCCAUCGUCAUCAAGCUGUUCGAGGCAGGAAGCUACUCGUAGAGCUUCUCUUAAUCAUUUAAGUGUCGAUUUAGAUACUGUGAUUUGUCAUUUUUGUAUGCAUGUGCUCGGAGGUCACUCAAAAUAAAAGAAUGGUUCUGUG
Gymnodraco acuticeps is the source of this 1802-nucleotide messenger RNA. Its product is annotated as 4F2 cell-surface antigen heavy chain. Bases 164 to 1702 code for a protein of 512 amino acids. The transcript is spliced from 10 exons. Gene Ontology annotation, biological process: amino acid transport. The record is from RefSeq and is a predicted model, not a curated record. Lineage: Eukaryota; Metazoa; Chordata; Actinopteri; Perciformes; Bathydraconidae.